AAAACCAACAUGGCGUCUCAGGGCGAGGGUGGAGGAAAGGAUGAGAUAAAAACGCACUUCGUAACGCGAGAAGGGACUUAUAAAUUAAUGCCACUGUCUGAGUAUUCUAAGCCGACAAGAGUACCGUACAAUGGACAAGCUAAUACUCCUGUCAAAGUGUCUUUCAUUAAUGUAAACGACGGAAGUGGAUCUCCUGAUCGGAUUUGUUUCAAUGUUGGCAGGGAGUUAUAUUUUUAUGUUUACAAGGAUGUCAAAAAGGCUGCUGAUUUAACGAAACCCAUAGACAAGCGGAUCUACAAGGGAACAUUCCCCACAUGUCACGACUUCAACAGUCUGCCGGUGUCGCCGGACAGUGUGCGCCUACUGGUGGGAUUCACUGCCGGUCAGGUCCAGCUUAUUGACCCAAUCAAGAAGGAGAUAGGCAAACUAUAUAAUGAAGAGCGGCUGAUUGACAAAACAAAAGUGACAUCUAUUCGAUGGAUACCUGGGUCGCCAAAUCAGUUUUUAGUGUCGCACUCUAGUGGUCAGAUGUAUGUAUAUAACGAGGAAUUACCGUGUGGCCCUACGCCACCCCACUAUCAACUCUUCAAACAGGGGGAUGGUUUUGCUGUGUAUACAUGUAAAACGAAGAGCACACGCAACCCACUGUAUAGAUGGGUGGUAGGGCAAGGGGCAAUCAACGAAUUCGCCUUCUCGCCGUGUUGUAAGUAUCUGGCUGUGGUGAGUCAAGAUGGCUACCUUCGAGUGUUUAAUUAUGAUUCCAUGGAAUUACUUGGCUCCAUGAAGAGUUACUUUGGGGGGCUUCUGUGUGUGUGCUGGUCUCCGGACAGCAAGUUCAUUGUGAUUGGUGGAGAGGAUGACUUAGUGACAGUGUGGUCAUUUCAGGAGAAAAGGGUCAUAUGCAGAGGUCAAGGUCAUAGGUCAUGGGUAAGUGUUGUGGCCUUUGAUCCGCACACCUCAAUAGUCUGUGGUGUGGAGGGCAGUGAGUUCACAUCAACAGACGAGGAUAUUCACAAUGUAGCAAGCCACAAACCAAGGUGGGACUUGCACGACGGAGUGGCUAAUGGGGGGACACAAGGGUCAAAUAGAAACUCUUUAGACUCUAGUAGGACUCCAUCACUGCCUAAUAGUCCAGGGUCAUCGUCCUGUAUAACAACGUACAGGUUUGGUUCUAUAGGGCAAGACACUAUGCUGUGUCUGUGGGAUCUAACAGAAGACAUUGUGAAACAACCAAUUGGUAGGUCACGGACAAGUGUAUUAAUAACUGGCAACUCUACGUCUUUGUCGAUCAACACAUUACCCAGGUGCAACAGCUUGCAACAUUCUCAAAAAAUGAAUUCGGUAGGAAGUAAUGAUGUUGCCGCGGAUGGCCACGCACAUCAUUUUGCAAACUCAACAGUGAAUGCCACAACAAAGUUUGCAACAUUAUCCGUCACUGAGAGCCGGAAGGAAUCCCAGGACAAAAAGGAACACAAACGAAACUUCAGUCUAGCUAGUCGAAGUGAUAAAUCUAGUGCACCUAAAUCCAAUCACAUUCGGCCUGUUGAUGAUGUAAUGAAACUUUUAGGCACAUGCUCAUGCCCAAGGCUGGAGGAAGUGCCUAUACUAGAGCCACUAGUGUGUAAAAAGGUGGCGUCAGAACGUUUAACUGCACUGGAGUUUAGGGACGAUUGUAUUGUGACAGCGUGCCAAGAAGGAGUGGUGAAUACAUGGGCAAGACCUGGCAAAGUGGGUCUAGCCCAGCAUACUGUGAUGAGUCCGCAGGCGUCAGUGGGAGAAAUGUACCCCAUGUAGUGACGCAGACAAUUGACCCCCGUACCGUUAACAAUAAUAAGGGCUUUUCAAGUGUACGGGCCUCUUCACCUGACCUCUGGGAUUGUCAAUGGCUACAGACAGUGUAAAGGUACUUGGUGUACUGUAAGGCAGAAGGGCCCGAUCUGCCAUUGUGUCCUAAAGAAAGUUCAAAGGUCAUUGUCAAUGUUCAGAGGAAUCUGAAUGUUUUCUGAACAUAUGGGUUAUGUUCCCAGAAGGAAGGCAGGUUCAAGGCCAUUGAAGGAGAUGGGAGGUCAAGGUCACAUAGCCUUGAUGAAAUCCUUUCAGGAACAGACAGAUUUGAUCACAUGAAGAGGAAUUUCCUUGUUCGUUACGGCUUGGCUACUGCCAUGCUUCGAAUCCUGAUGACCUAUAAAAGAAAUCUUCUGCUCAAGAUACCUAACAUGGCUACAAAUGAUUGCAAUACAGAGCAUCCUUAUAACUAUAUAUAUGUAUGUGUAUAUGUUGAUGUAACCUCCUGAACCAGUAGAGCACACUAACAGAUAGGAAACACAGUCUACAGGUCUGGUUUAGUACGACAUUUCCUCAGAAUUUUUGUGUUGUAAUAAAAUGACCAUUAAAUCAUGUCAAUUACUGGUAACACCUCAAUAACAGAAAAUCUGCUGCUUUCACUUCCUUUUGUUUUUUUAGCUCAUAUGGGGGGGG
Mizuhopecten yessoensis (Yesso scallop) is the source of this 2478-nucleotide messenger RNA. RefSeq names its product WD repeat-containing protein 20-like. The transcript has 5 exons. The coding region runs from base 10 to 1794 and encodes 594 amino acids. The record is from RefSeq and is a predicted model, not a curated record. Gene Ontology annotation, molecular function: protein binding. Lineage: Eukaryota; Metazoa; Mollusca; Bivalvia; Pectinida; Pectinidae.